AGCAGUAGCAGUAGCAGGCAUUGAAGAAGAUGGCAACACAAGGUUUGGUAUCAUCAUCUCUAACCUCCACAGUUGAGGGUGGUAGGCAAAUCUUGGGUGGAAGAAGACCAUUUCAAACCUCAUCAAGAAAGCCUUCAUUUGUUGUCAAAGCUGCUUCUACUCCCCCUAUCAAGCAAGGAGCAAACAGACAAUUGUGGUUUGCAUCCAAGCAAUCUCUCUCCUACCUAGAUGGCAGUCUCCCAGGCGACUUUGGGUUUGACCCACUUGGUCUCUCAGAUCCAGAAGGCACUGGAGGGUUCAUUGAGCCCAGAUGGCUAGCCUACGGAGAAGUCAUCAAUGGACGGUUUGCCAUGCUAGGUGCAGCCGGAGCCAUUGCACCAGAGAUUUUCGGAAAGCUUGGUCUCAUCCCAGCCGAAACCGCCCUCCCAUGGUUCCAAACCGGUGUCAUCCCCCCAGCCGGCACCUACAGCUACUGGGCAGACCCUUACACCCUAUUCGUUAUGGAAAUGGCACUCAUGGGUUUUGCCGAGCACCGAAGGUUCCAAGACUGGUAUAACCCAGGCUCCAUGGGAAAGCAAUACUUCUUGGGCCUAGAGAAAGGGUUUUCGGGAUCAGGGAACCCCGCGUACCCAGGUGGGCCCUUCUUCAACCCGUUGGGGUUCGGGAAAGAUGAAAAGUCAAUGAAAGAGUUGAAGCUAAAGGAAAUCAAGAAUGGCAGAUUGGCUAUGUUGGCUGUGUUGGGUUACUUCAUUCAGGGUCUGGUCACAGGGGUUGGACCAUACCAGAACCUUUUGGACCAUCUGGCUGACCCUGUCAAUAACAAUGUCUUGACCAGCCUUAAAUUCCACUAAAGAUUCUUUUCUUAUAUGUAAUAUCAUGUGCACAGUUUAUAUGGAAUACUAUAAACUAAUCAUGUG
This is a messenger RNA of Cynara cardunculus var. scolymus (artichoke), 917 nucleotides long. Its product is annotated as photosystem I chlorophyll a/b-binding protein 3-1, chloroplastic-like. Gene Ontology annotation, cellular component: plastoglobule; chloroplast thylakoid membrane. Gene Ontology annotation, biological process: photosynthesis, light harvesting in photosystem I; response to light stimulus. Lineage: Eukaryota; Viridiplantae; Streptophyta; Magnoliopsida; Asterales; Asteraceae. The record is from RefSeq and is a predicted model, not a curated record. The transcript has 3 exons. Bases 30 to 851 code for a protein of 273 amino acids.